GGGAUUUUCACUCACAGGACAUCACCAAGGACACCAGGCAAAGAGAGCUAAACAUUUUCAUCCUAUAGAUUCUGUCAAAUUCAUUUCCUAAAAUGGAAGAAGCCAAAAGCCAAAGUUUGGAGGAAGAUUUUGAAGGACAGGCCACACAUACAGGGCCCAAAGGUGUAAUAAAUGAUUGGAGAAAGUUUAAACUAGAAAGUGAAGAUGGUGAAUCAGUCCCACCUAGUAAGAAGGAGAUCCUCAGGAAAAUGUCUUCUCAAAGUAGAGAUGACAAAGAUUCAAGAGUCCACAGAAAGAUAAGCAUACAAGAAUAUGAACUUAUCAAUCAAGACAAAGAAGAUGAAAACUGUCUUCGCAAAUAUCGGAGGCAGUGCAUGCAAGAUAUGCAUCAGAAGCUGAGCUUCGGGCCUAGGUACGGGUUUCUGUAUGAGCUGGAAACCGGGGAGCAAUUCUUAGAAACGAUUGAGAAGGAGCAGAAGAUCACCACGAUUGUUGUUCACAUUUAUGAAGAUGGCAUUAAGGGCUGUGAUGCCCUAAACAGUAGUUUAACAUGUCUUGCAGCAGAAUACCCUAUGGUCAAAUUUUGUAAAAUAAAAGCUUCCAAUACAGGUGCUGGAGACCGCUUUUCCUUAAAGGUGCUUCCCACACUGCUUGUCUACAAAGGUGGGGAACUUAUAAGCAAUUUUAUUAGUGUUGCCGAGCAGUUUGCUGAAGAAUUUUUUGCUGGGGAUGUGGAGUCUUUCCUAAAUGAAUAUGGAUUACUACCAGAGAGAGAGAUACAUGCCACAGAGGAUACCAACAUGGAAGAAGAUAUGGAGUAAAGAGUCACUAGAUUGGUAUCUCAUAUUUAUCCUUUGCACACUGAACACUGAAUUUGGUAGUAUCCAUAUUCCUUUAGAGAAUAUUAAAUACAGACAUGGGUAUUGUAAUUUUGAAAAAAAUUGACACCAAAGUUGUGUUUUUAGCAUUAGUUAUUCAAAUUCAUAGAAUGCUUUACUACAAAAGCACUGUAGGGUUUAGCAGUAUCACUAAUAAACAGAGAGGAUGUAGAUAAUACCUGUAUAUUGCUUUUCGAAAUCCCUUCCAAGUUAUGUUAUUUUUUUAUUUCUUGCCUUUUUCCUGCUGUUAUUUUAUUUGUCCCUUUCAAACUAGGUUAUUCAUUGUAAGUUUGCUUCUGUAACAAGAA
This is a messenger RNA of Chinchilla lanigera (long-tailed chinchilla), 1186 nucleotides long. RefSeq names its product phosducin (gene Pdc). Lineage: Eukaryota; Metazoa; Chordata; Mammalia; Rodentia; Chinchillidae. The record is from RefSeq and is a predicted model, not a curated record. Gene Ontology annotation, biological process: regulation of G protein-coupled receptor signaling pathway. The coding region runs from base 93 to 821 and encodes 242 amino acids. The transcript is spliced from 4 exons.